AUGGGAAACACUGAGAAAUUGAUGAAUCAGAUCAUGGAACUGAAAUUCACCAUCAAAAGCCUCCAGCGCCAGGCCCGGAAAUGCGAAAAGGACGAAAAAUCCGAAAAAUUGAAGGUCAAAAAAGCCAUUGAGAAGGGCAAUAUGGACGGCGCCAGAAUCUACGCCGAGAACGCCAUCCGGAAGCGCAGCGAACAGAUGAAUUAUCUCCGGCUGUCCUCCCGUCUUGAUGCCGUGGUGUCGCGGCUCGACACACAGGCUAAGAUGACCACAAUCACCAAGUCCAUGGGAAAUAUCGUCAAAUCACUCGAGUCGACCCUCGCAACUGGGAAUUUGCAGAAGAUGUCGGAAACUAUGGAUCAGUUUGAAAAGCAGUUUGUUAAUAUGGAGGUGCAGGCGGAAUUUAUGGAGAGUUCGAUGGCCGGAAGCACCUCGCUGUCGACUCCUGAAGGGGAGGUUAAUAGUCUUAUGCAGCAGGUGGCGGAUGAUUAUGGGCUUGAGGUGUCGGUUGGCCUCCCCCAGCCGGCCGCUCAUGCUGUCUCGGUGAAGAACGGGGAGAAGGCGGAGGAGGAUAACCUUUCUAGGCGUCUCGAAGAGCUCAAGGCCCGUGGAUAG
Messenger RNA from Fraxinus pennsylvanica, 612 nucleotides. The record is from the annotation of a GenBank genome assembly. Lineage: Eukaryota; Viridiplantae; Streptophyta; Magnoliopsida; Lamiales; Oleaceae.